Bufo gargarizans (Asiatic toad) is the source of this 2568-nucleotide messenger RNA. Its product is annotated as echinoderm microtubule-associated protein-like 2. The record is from RefSeq and is a predicted model, not a curated record. The transcript has 19 exons. Gene Ontology annotation, cellular component: mitotic spindle. Gene Ontology annotation, molecular function: microtubule binding. Lineage: Eukaryota; Metazoa; Chordata; Amphibia; Anura; Bufonidae. The coding region runs from base 229 to 2208 and encodes 659 amino acids. Gene Ontology annotation, biological process: microtubule cytoskeleton organization.
ACACGGGGGACCCCCAAUAUUCCAGUGUCCUAUGGAGGCUUUACCCUGGGGGUGAUGAGGAUGGAGGAGGACUCCUUUAGGCCUGUAUCAGAUCAAUAUUUGUUCUGUGUGUGGAAACUGCCGUCUGCCCAAUGAUUGGUGUAAUACACCCCCUCCCCCUCCUCCGGGUGUGUCCGCAGCACAAGGAGGGUGUAACUCCCUGCAGAGCAGGAAACUUCGGCCGACACAAUGAAGAAGACCUCGAGCAAAAGCAAACAAGUCGUCUUCUUCCCCGAAGAGGGCAUGGUGAAGCUCUACCUGCGGGGCCGCUCUGUGCCCCUCUACGUUCCAGACUCGCUGGUCGCAUCUUACAGUCUAGAAGCAAAGGGAGAACUUCCCCCGAGGGACCUGCAGCUGGAAUGGGUAUAUGGAUACAGAGGUCGGGAUUGUCGCAGCAACCUCUACGUCCUCCCGUCUGGAGAGCUGUUGUACUUCACAGCGGCCGUCUGCGUCCUGUACGACCCUGCAGCCGGCACCCAGAGGCACUACAGGGGCCACACUGAUGACAUCAAGAGUCUUGCUGUCCAUCCAGACUCCGUAACAAUCGCCAGCGGCCAAGUGGCGGGUAACUCGCAGGAUGGCAAGGCUCUGCCGCCCCACGUCCGGAUCUGGCACUCCGUCAGCCUGUGCACGCUGCAUGUCAUUGGAGUGGGACAUUUCGACAGAGCGGUCACCUGUCUCAGCUUCUCCAAGACUGAUGGCGGAGGUCAUCUGUGCGCAUGCGAUGAAUCUGGAGACCACGUCUUGUCGGUGUGGCAGUGGCAACGGGAGGUGAAGGUUGCCGAAGUAAAGUGCUCUACAGAACCCGUGCUCGCCGCCAUCUUUCACCCAACAGAACCCAAUCUAAUUAUAACAUGUGGGAAGUCCCAGCUCUACUACUGGACCCUGGAAGGGGCCCCUGCCGGGGGGGCUGCAGGUGCCACAGCCACUUUGAGCAAGAGGCAGGGAGUUUUUGAGAAACAUGAGAAGCCGCGCUUUGUCCUGUGUCUGGCGUUUGCGGAGAACGGAGAUGUGGUCACCGGAGAUUCUAAUGGCAAUCUGUACAUAUGGGGUAAAGGCAGUCACAGGAUCGCGCAGGCGGUGUGUGGUGCUCACGAUGGCGGAGUCUUCGCUUUGUGUGUGUGCAGAGACGGGACAUUACUAUCUGGAGGAGGCAAGGACGGGAGGAUCAUACUGUGGGACCGAGACUAUAAGAAAGUGCGGGAGACCCGGAUUCCGGAAUGUUAUGGCCCUGUGAGAACCAUUACUGAAGGCCGAGGAGGGGACACGCUGUAUGUGGGCACCACCAAGAACUGUGUGAUGAGCGGCAGCCUGGAGAGCGGACUCAGCUGCUUGAUCCAGGGUCACACAGAUGAACUGUGGGGUCUGUGCAGUCACCCAUCCCUAGACCUGUUUCUGACCUGUGGCCAUGACAAACUGGUUCAUCUCUGGAACAGCAAAACCCACAAGCCUGUGUGGACCACCACCCUGGAGGAUCCUGCUAGAGUGGCCGGAUUCCAUCCAUCUGGUAAUGUUGUGGCUGUGGGAACCACAACCGGGAGGUUUCUGGUCUUGGAUGCUCAGUCACACGUUAUAGUGACGACCUUUUCGGAUGCCGGUGAACAGAUCAGUGCUAUCAGCUACAGUCCUGAUGGUCAGUAUUUGGCGGUUGGAUCACAUGACAACUUUAUCUACCUAUAUGAAGUGGCUGAAGAGGGACGAGAAUACAGACGGGUGGGAAGGUGCUCGGGUCACUCCAGCUAUAUCACACAUCUGGACUGGGCGUCCGAUAGUUCCAGCUUCAUGACCAACAGCGGUGACUACGAAAUCCUCUAUUGGGACCCGGAAUCUGGGAAGCAGAUUGUCAGCGCAGAGAGUGUACGCAAUGUGGAGUGGGAGAACGCCUCGUGCACGCUGAGCUUCCAUGUGCUGGGCAUUUGGCCAGAUGGAGCAGAUGGAACGGACAUUAAUGCAGUCACCAAGUCCCAUGACAGAAAACUGGUGGCCACUGGGGAUGAUUUUGGAGGAGUUCGCCUGUACAGUUACCCCUGCGUGGUGCCCCGGGCCGCCAGUUCUAAGUACAGCGGUCACAGCAGUCACGUGACCCGCCUCAGCUUCCUGCACAGCGACGGCGCUCUGAUCUCGGUUGGAGGCAAGGAUUGCACUGUGUUGCAGUGGACAGUGAUGUGAGUGGGUUUCCUGCGUAGCCUCUGUCGUCUUCCUGUACAGAACCUCUAGAUCUUACCAGCAGAGUCUUGUCUUCGACCCUCUAGCACCCCCCCCCCCAGCUGUGCCCACCCCCCACAGUGCACGGCCGGCCUCUGCUCAGCACCUGCUUUCCUCAAGAUUUUCUAUAGAGAGCUGGGCAGCAUGUUCCUAUAGAAGGCUCUCUGCACCAGGACUUGGACACUCCUAUUUGCACAGCUGCACAGAGUAUUUAAGCCCCUGUAAUAUCCUGCUGGCUGUAGAAGGCUUGUACUCAACCCUGAUGUAGAGACGUUUGUUCUUGGAGGCUGGCACUGACAUUCACUGCAAUAAAUUCUAUAAAAU